AUGGCUCCUUUAGAUCCCGUAGCGCAGUACGGCUUCACUGCCGUUGAAGCAUCGGCGUUGAAGCUUCUUGCUUCACUUCCUUGUCCCUCCUCUCCAGCGCCAUUUGUCGCCAUUUCCGAGACGCCUAUUCCGGACACCCCCGUAGCGAAACGUGUACAGGUGUACGCCAAACGCAAUCUGCCAGAACCGACAUUCAACCACUCCCUGCGAGUGUAUCACUACGGCCUGGCGAUAAAGAAAUAUCGAUUUCCAGAAUGGAAGUUCACGGAUGAAACGUACUUCCUAGCCUGCGUUCUACAUGACAUCGGCACCACGGAGGAGAAUCUGCAGAAUACAAGGAUGAGCUUUGAGUUUUACGGAAGCCUACUGGCGUUGGACGUUUUGCAGACGAGUGACGGGGAAGAUGGCGCUGUGGCGCCAAGGGAGCAAGCAGAGAGUGUGGCGGAAGCGAUCAUUAGGCACCAGGAUUUAUGUGAGGUUGGUAAGAUAACUGCCGUGGGACAAUUGAUUCAAUUGGCGACGAUCUUUGAUAAUACUGGUACAUAUUCUGACCUCGUGAGUCCGUCCACCAUCGAGGAUGUAACGCGGAAUUUCCCGCGUCUUGGGUGGAGCAACUGCUUUGCUGCGACGAUUCGCCGGGAAAACAGCUUGAAGCCGUGGGCGCAUACCACGGCUUUAGGGGUGGAUGAAUUCCCUUCCAAGGUGCUGGGAAAUAAGCUCAUGGCGCCUUUUGAGUAA
This is a messenger RNA of Coccidioides posadasii C735 delta SOWgp, 738 nucleotides long. RefSeq lists its product as uncharacterized. The record is from RefSeq and is a predicted model, not a curated record. NCBI's taxonomy places the organism in Eukaryota, Fungi, Ascomycota, Eurotiomycetes, Onygenales, Onygenaceae.